AUGAAAUAUACUUUAUAUAUAGUUACUCAUUUAUAUGUUUACAGUAAUUCGGUAGCCUCUAAGAUUAUGGCUAAAUAUGGGUAUAAAGAAGGUCAAGGUUUAGGUAAAAAAGAACAAGGAAUAAGUACAGCGUUAUAUGUAGAGAAAACUAGUAAACGUGGUGGAAAAAUUAUACAUGAAAAAGAUGUUCCUAAAGUACUCUUAUCUAUAUCAUACAUUAUUUCAGAUAUACCAAAAGAAAAUACACCAAAUACUAACUUAUUACGCAAUCCAUCUAAAGUUAUAUUAUUACGUAAUAUGGUGGGACCUGGUGAAGUAGAUGAGGAUUUAGAACCAGAAACAGCAGAAGAAUGUAGUAAAUAUGGUAAAGUGUAUAAAUGUGUUAUAUAUGAGAUGCAAGAAGUAGAGGAAGAUGAAGCUGUUCGUAUAUUUGUAGAAUUUGAGAGAAUGGAAUCGGCAAUUAAAGCAUUGGUAGAUUUAAAUGGAAGAUAUUUUGGAGGUAGAACUGUUAAAGGAGGGUUUUAUAAUCUAGAUAAAUUUAGACGCUUUGAUCUAGCAGAUCCUGUGGAUUGA
This is a messenger RNA of Lottia gigantea (owl limpet), 573 nucleotides long. RefSeq lists its product as hypothetical. The record is from RefSeq and is a predicted model, not a curated record. Gene Ontology annotation, cellular component: precatalytic spliceosome. Lineage: Eukaryota; Metazoa; Mollusca; Gastropoda; Lottiidae. Gene Ontology annotation, biological process: alternative mRNA splicing, via spliceosome; mRNA cis splicing, via spliceosome. Bases 1 to 573 code for a protein of 190 amino acids. Gene Ontology annotation, molecular function: RNA binding. The transcript has 5 exons.